Messenger RNA from Phragmites australis (common reed), 1196 nucleotides. RefSeq names its product xylanase inhibitor protein 1-like. The transcript has a single exon. Gene Ontology annotation, cellular component: extracellular region. Gene Ontology annotation, biological process: carbohydrate metabolic process. The record is from RefSeq and is a predicted model, not a curated record. Bases 153 to 1046 code for a protein of 297 amino acids. NCBI's taxonomy places the organism in Eukaryota, Viridiplantae, Streptophyta, Magnoliopsida, Poales, Poaceae. Gene Ontology annotation, molecular function: chitinase activity.
AUUGAUGCACGUAGUGUUCGGUUCGGCAUAUUAGUCAUGGUGAGAUGUGUUCCAUGCUAUCCAAUUCCAAGCUAUAGAGAUGAACACCAAUAGAAACUAUAUAAGCAAGCAAGAGUGCUGACAAUUAUGCAAGAAGAAAUAACCAUCCAUCAAUGGCGCUCGCAAGCCGGAGGCCAGCCUCCCUCCUAGCCCUCGCGGCCCUUCUCUCCGUCGUAGGCCUCCUCGCCGGCCCGGCCGCGGCCACGGGGAAGACCGGCCAGGUGACCGUCUUCUGGGGCCGGAACAAGGCCGAGGGCUCCCUCCGAGAGGCCUGCGACUCCGGCACGUACACCAUCGUCAUCAUCUCCUUCCUCAACGUCUACGGCCGCGGCAAGUACAGCCUCGACCUCUCCGGCCACCCCGUCGCCGGCAUCGGCGACGACAUCAAGCACUGCCAGUCCAAGAACAUGCUCGUGUUCCUCUCUAUCGGAGGCUUCGGCAACCGCUACUCCCUGCCGACCUCCAAGUCGGCGGCCGACGUCGCCGACUACCUGUGGAACGCUUACCUCGCCGGCUCUCGCUGGGGCGUGUUCCGCCCGUUCGGCGACGCGGCCGUCGACGGCAUCGACUUCUUCAUCGACCAGGGCUCGCCGGACCACUACGACGAGCUGGCCAGGCGCCUCUGGAGCUACAACAAAGGCUACCGCGCCAGGACGCCGGUGCAACUGACCGCGACGCCGCGGUGCGCGUUCCCAGACCGGCGCGUGGAGCGCGCGCUCGCCACGGGACUCGUCGGGCGCAUCCACGUCAGGUUCUACGACGACCCGUCCUACGACGCCUCCUUGCAGCGGGAGUGGGACAAGUGGACGGCGGCGUACCCGGACUCUGAGAUCUACGUGGGCCUGCCGGCCUCGGAGCAGACGGUCGGCUAUGUGCACCCGAAGAAACUCUACUACGACGUGAUCUCGGUGGUGCAGAAGGCGGCCAACUACGGCGGCAUAAUGAUCUGGGACCGGUACAGCGACAAACGGACCAACUACAGCAGCUACGCCAAGGGUUGGGCUUGAGCUUGAGCUCCAUCCAUCCAUGCAUCACCCUGUGUGUGUGUCUCUUGUAUACUACUCUCCUCUCUGCAUGUGUUUGUUUAUCUUACAGUAAGUAGCUAGCUUGCAAGAAUAAAGUGAGGCCUGUGCAAGAAUAAACGGUUAGGUGUCGUU